Molecule: messenger RNA, 417 nt
Organism: Dentiscutata erythropus
Lineage: Eukaryota; Fungi; Glomeromycota; Glomeromycetes; Diversisporales; Gigasporaceae
Source: the annotation of a GenBank genome assembly
AUGCCUUCUCCAAGUCGACAUCAACGAGGCCAUUACGCCACUAAUGCAUGCACUAAUUGCCGAAAAAAACACACAAAGUGUUCUGAAGAAACUACUUGCACAUAUUGUUCAUCACAUAACCUUGAAUGUAUUUAUGUUAACCCGAUUAAAAAGCGAGGACCGAAAACGGCCAAUAGAUCAGCUAAAGUUUUAAAUAUUGAACAGAAACGAUCAUUGGCCUUAAAUGAGCAUCAAUUUAGUUCAUCCAUCCCUUUCUACCUUAACUAUAAUUACAACGAAGGAUUUCAACCACUUCAAACAAUCCAACCCAGUUUUUUUCCGUAUAUUGAUACCAAUUACUUUAUUCUAAAUGAUAAUGCACCUGUUAAUUUUAGUAACAUAUUUUCUUUACCCAAUAAUUUACUUCCUUCCUCUUAA